This is a messenger RNA of Xyrauchen texanus (razorback sucker), 2361 nucleotides long. RefSeq names its product ragulator complex protein LAMTOR3-like. The record is from RefSeq and is a predicted model, not a curated record. Gene Ontology annotation, biological process: cellular response to amino acid stimulus; positive regulation of TOR signaling. The coding region runs from base 136 to 510 and encodes 124 amino acids. The transcript has 7 exons. Lineage: Eukaryota; Metazoa; Chordata; Actinopteri; Cypriniformes; Catostomidae. Gene Ontology annotation, cellular component: Ragulator complex.
GGAAAAGUUAAAGGUAAUACUAUCACAUUGGAGGCAUUACGUGUUCUAUAAAUACGUAAUCUACCUUAAACGGUUAUUAAAUUACCUAAAUCUGUAGGCAACGGUGCAGCAAACUACACAGCCUAGCAAUUGAAUAUGGCAGAUAGCCUGAGGAGUUAUUUGUAUAAACAACUGCCAAGUGUUGAAGGCCUCCACGCAAUAGUGGUAACCGAUAGAGAUGGAGUCCCUGUAAUCAAAGUUGCCAAUGACAGUGCCCCUGAACAUGCACAGCGGCCGGCUUUCCUAUCUACCUUUGCCUUGGCUACAGACCAGGGCAGCAAACUGGGCUUAUCCAAAAAUAAGAGUAUCAUUUGCUACUAUAACACAUACCAGAUUGUGCAGUUUAACAGAUUACCCUUAGUGAUCAGUUUCAUUGCAAGUAGUAAUGCCAACACAGGUUUGAUCUUUAGUCUUGAGAAGGAGCUAGUCCCGUUGAUUGAAGAACUAAGGCAGGUGGUUGAAGUUGCUUAGCUAGUCAACUCAGACAUGGGAAAUUAUACAUUUGAACAAGGACAAAAGAGACACACACCCAUGCAUCUUUGAUGUCUCCUUUUUCCUUGGUUGAACUAGCUCACACACGCAUGCAUAUGUAGAUGCAUAAUUUUGGCUGACUGUUGUUCUGUCUUGAUGCUGUAUGUCUCUUACGAAUGUAACCCGUGCCUGUUGUCUCCUUGUAAUUAAUAACUUUGUGUAAAUCUUUGAUUAACAAAAAAAUAUUGUAUUUAUUGUACAUUUUUACAAAAGGGAAACUGUGUUGGGAAAACUGGUACAAUGUACACACACUGAAUAUCAAAAUCAUAUUGUCAGUCAUCGUAUCAGAAAUUGCUUUUGGUAAGUUGAGAAUUCAUACUUGUAUAACUUUUAUUUUAGUGAUAUGUUCUGGGGGGAAAACAAUAAAGAAUAUUGAAUCUGAAACUCUUACAGCAAACAAACUUCGUUAUAUUUUAUAGGCUCACUUUAUUAUAGUAGCAGAAAUACAUUAGAAGAAGUUUACAUUCACUUAGGUUGAAGUCAUUUUUUUUUUUUUUUAAGUUUUAAACCACACCACAGAUUUAAUAUUAGAAAACCAUAAUUUUGGCAACAAUGGUUUACAGACACUUUUAAUUUACUAUAUCACAAUUUCAGUAGGUCAGAUGUUUUCAUAUACCAAGUUAACUGUGCCUUUAAUCAGCUUGGAAAAUUUCAGAAAAUGAUGUCAAGCCUUUAGAUAAACACAUUUAGCUUUUGAUAGGAGGUGUACUGAAAUGGAGGUGCACCUGUGGAUGUAUUUUAAGGCCUACCUUCAAACCCAGUGCCCCUUUGCUUGGCAUCAUGGGAAAAUCAAAAGAAAUCAGCCAAGACCUCAGGUGGACCUCCACAAGUCUGGAUCACCCUUGGGAGCCAUUUCCAAACGCCUGAAGGUACCACGUUCAUCUGUACAAACAAUUGUACACAAGUAUAAACACCAUGGGACCAUACAGCCAUCAUACUGCUCAGGAAGGACACUCAUUCUGUCUCCUAGAGAUGAAUGUAGUUUGGUGCAAAAGUGCAAAUCAAUUCCAGAAAAGGACGUUGUGAAGAUAAGCGGAAACUGGUAGACAGGUAUCUGUAUCCACAGUAAAAUGAGACAUAUCGUUAUAACCUGAAAGGCUGCUCAGCAAGGAAGAAGCCACUGCUCCAAAACCGCCAUAAAAAAGCCUGACUACAGUUUGCAAGAGCAAAUGGGGACAAAGAUCUUCCUUUUUGGAGAAAUGUCCUCUGGUCUGAUGAAACUAAAUUUGAACUGUUUUGCAAUAAUGGCCAUUGUUAUGUUUGGAGGAAAAAGGGUGAGGCUUGCAAGCUGAAGAACACCUUCCCAACCGUGAAGCAUGGGGGUGGCAGCAUCGUGUUGUGGGGGUGUUUUGCUUCAGGAGGGACUGGUGCAAUUCACAAAAUAGAUGGCAUCAUGAGGAAGGAAAAUUAUGUGGAUAAAUUGAAGCAACAUCUCAAGACAUCCAUCAGGAAGUUAAACCUCGGUCUCAAAUGGGCCUUCCAAAUUAACAAUGACCCCAAGCAUACCUCCAAAGUUGUGGCAAAAUGGCUCAAGGAUAAUAUCAGGGAUAUUUUUGUUAAUUUCUGACACUAUUGGCAUUGUAUCUUUCUAAGGUAUUUAAGAGUGUUUUUAGACAUAUAGUAGCAAGUAUACACGAUAUCCCCACAUAUAUGUCAAACUACAUUGUGUUAAUGUUUAACACAGUUAAAACAUUGCCUACCUUUAAAACAAGUGAAGUUUGAUCAGUGUUAAAUGUGUUCAGACGGUUCCCUCGUACCUGAAUGAACGGCUCCUUUCUAAAAUAAAAUGAA